CGGCAUUGAGUUUGUCAAAGUCUAUUGUCGGACAAGGAGAUCCACAAAAGCUUUGCCUGUUAUAAUGAUAGUUCUCCACGCCGGUGCAGCCGGAGAGCCUCUGGUAAGGCUUCUGAGGGAUUGAGGGAUUGGGCACGAAUCAGUGGUCAAGCCGCUGUAUUAGUACAUGUACAUUGCAGCACGGACAUCAUCUGCUUAUUUAGGAAGUGGCCAACUGGACGGGUUAUCUCGCAUUGUCAUUCUCCCACCCCACCAUUGUGCGCAGCUGCUAUCGUCUCCUGCUUUUUUCCCUCCUCUCCCCAUCACAUGCCUCGACUCUGAGAGGGGAGUGCGAGCAAACAUCACCCGAAGCUCUGGUUUGAAGCUCCCUUGCCCUCGAAGCGACACAGCAUCGGCGCCGAGAUGGGCCUCCUCGAGAGCAUCGACGCUGGCCUCACUGGCUUUGUGGGCCAGUGGAAUGGUUACUCGACUGCGCUGGUGACGCUGCUUAUUGCCCUCGUCACAUACCGCAUCUCGUCGUCACGCGAGCCUGAUGUGCACCCGCUGUUGCUUGCCAGACAGGCGAGCGCCUCUGCCGUGCGCAAUGAAGGCGAGAGCGCCGUCUAUAGAAACCAAGCUGCUCCGCACAGCAUGCCGUUGAAUAGUGGGCUGGACGUCAAGGACCCUGGUGCUUCCCGAUGGGCGAGGGGUCGAAAUGGCGACCUUCGAGACGUUUGGCGCAAAGCGACUACUGGGAACGACCAAGGAAAGAAGGGAAAGCUGUUUACUGUGCUUGGAUCGGAGAAUGUCAUUGAGCACCGCCUAGAGGAUAUCAACCGACAGAUCAACCUCAUUGGACAUCAUAUUGCUGAGCAAGGCGGUAUUAGAGUUGCCAUCUACCUCCCCAACUCGAUCGAAUUUCUCAUUACUCUGCUGGCCUGCAGCUUCUACCCGAACUUGACUACCGUUCUGAUUCCAUUCGACGUCUCCAAUGAAGAACUCAUUUCCAUGAUGAGACGAUCCGCCGUUGAUACAGUUGUGACCACUCCUGGAUCCUUCCCCCUUGACGAUAUUACCAAGGCCUAUCCAUCGCUGCGACAGCUCAUCUGGGUUGUGGACGAAGGAAGCGCACAUCUUGAUUGGAACGAGGUUCCCGAGGGCAUGGGAGGCAGCGUCAACGUCGCUACAUGGCAAGAAAUCAUCCGGGAUGCUCCUGCGGACUCUAGCACCGAACUGCCUCCUCUGGAUCUGGAAAAGGUUCCCAUGGAUGUUGUGACUUUCUGGCAGACAAAGGCCGGGACGCUUGAGGAAAUGGUGCGCUUUACGCAGGCUAAUCUAGUUGCUGGCAUCUCUUCUCAGAUCCACGGUAUCCCCGUAAAGGAGAGACUGACUCCAUCUGACUUGUUUCUUCCCGCCGAGUCUUUGGCCGGCAUCCACACCCUUGUCCUUACUCUAGCUGCGCUUUACCAGAAUUCUUCCGUUGCUUUGAAUUCGGUUGCUGGACGAUCGCCAGAUCUGAUUCUGGCUGCUCAGGGUAUCGCUCCGACGGUAAUUGUCGCCAGCCCCGACAGCUUGCUCAGAAUUCACCAAGAAUCCUCUGCCAAGCUCAACACCCCUCUCGCCAAGGCCUCUCAUGCGCUUUCCACUCGUGCUCUUACACAAGAGGGCGUGCUUCCAGGCUCCAACCUGCUAUCUGCAUUCGCUGCUGGAGCAAAACCAGCCCUCGGCACCGACCCAAGCAAGCUACGUAUCGUGUAUACCGCAGAGCGCGUUGGCGGAUUUACCCCUUAUCUCUCCUCCCAGGUUCUGUCUGAUUUGCGUGUCUUCACUGGAGCUCGAGUUGUUUACGCAUUGACAAGUGCUCGGGUGGCAGGCGCGGUUACGCAGACGGCCUAUUUCGAUUACAGAGUUGAAGAGGGCGACAACGGCCACUUUGGUGCGCCGACGACAAGCAUUGAGAUCCGUUUGAAGGAUAAGGGCGCAUUCAAAACGACGGAUGACAAGAUUGAGGGAGAGAUUUAUGCGACGGGACCCAGCGUUGCUGGCGGCGAGACUAGCCUCGGCGUUGUUGGAAGGCUUAGACAUGACAACACUCUUGCCUAUGCGUCUUGAACGGUGAUGUACGUGAACCAGCCAGUGGAAGGAGGAAAGAAAGAAAGAAAGAAAGAAAGAAAAAGAACAGAAAGACAAAGGGGAAAAAAAAAAUUAAAUAAAUAAGUGAAUAAGAAAAGACCUGAUAAAAGGGGGCGGU
Molecule: messenger RNA, 2230 nt
Organism: Trichoderma asperellum CBS 433.97
Lineage: Eukaryota; Fungi; Ascomycota; Sordariomycetes; Hypocreales; Hypocreaceae
Cellular component (GO): membrane; endoplasmic reticulum
Molecular function (GO): long-chain fatty acid-CoA ligase activity
Source: RefSeq, a predicted model, not a curated record